Messenger RNA from Talaromyces proteolyticus, 2856 nucleotides. RefSeq lists its product as uncharacterized. The coding region runs from base 174 to 2660 and encodes 828 amino acids. Gene Ontology annotation, biological process: regulation of DNA-templated transcription. The transcript is spliced from 5 exons. The record is from RefSeq and is a predicted model, not a curated record. Gene Ontology annotation, cellular component: RSF complex. NCBI's taxonomy places the organism in Eukaryota, Fungi, Ascomycota, Eurotiomycetes, Eurotiales, Trichocomaceae.
CGCGUCCUGUCUUCCCUCCCCCAGCUAUCCAGACCACAACCCAAAACGCAUUCGGCUAUUGGAUCCAUCCAUCUUUUUAUUUUAUUGGCAUUUUUGUCUUUCCAUCUCGUGCUCGAUUGGCCACCCUACACGUCCCCUUUUUGCGCGCCCGGAGCGCUCGUCAUUCCGCCGCCAUGGUCUCGCGAAAGCGCGCUCACUCCGAAAUGGAGGCUCAGCCGGCCAAGCAGCCCGAAGAACUGAGCUUGCUGCAACAGAUUCGGAACUGCUGGGAAUUCUCUUCACUGAUGCAGUACAUUUACUUCUUUGGAAAGGUCUUGAAGAUAGACGAGGACUUUGGAAUCGAGGAAUUGGAAAUGGAAUGUCUCAAGCCGGAACCCUCGGACAAGCUGAUGGAUAUUGGACUGUCGCUACUUAAAUUCGUGUCGUCGCACCGGGGAUUGUCGUUUGAGAAUUUCGACGAGUAUACGCGUCGCCAGUACAAUGCGAAAGGGGCCCAUCUUGUCAACCCCUUCGGUUACGAUGAAGAGCCGAAUAAAUUCAGAGACUUUGAUGUUUUUCUGAAGCUCAAGGUAUUACAUCAACUGUCCCUGUGGACGUUGUGGAACCCGGAUCGCAUCCGUGAGAAGAUGCCCGAGCAGAAGGAGUCGGAGCAGCUACAAUGGAGAAUUGAGGAAUUUGGAUGGGACAGUGAUGACCGCAUUUACUACGUCUUGGAUGAUAACCGUUUAUAUCGUCGCACUGACCCCGCCAUCCCUCCUCCGGCUCCUGCGAAACCCAAAGCAAAUUCUAAAAAGGCCAGAGCCGCCGCCAGAGCUGCCAAGCGAAGAAGAACUUCUGGUCCGGCUGAAGAGGAUGACGAGGACGUGACAGAAAAUGGACAUGGAUCCAGCGAAGAUCCUUCGGGCGGCUACAAGUGGGAAUGCGUUGCGGUUACCCUCAACGAAUACCAAGAAUUCAUCGAAAAAUUCCGAAAGACGAGAGAUCCUAAUGAGAAAUUGCUUAGGGACCGACUCACUGAGAUUGUUUUGCCAAUCCUCGAAAAGGCUGAAGAAGCCGAAGAACGCAAGCGCCAGAAACGAGAGAAGGAGUUAUUUAGCCUGCAACUUCUAGCUGGAGCCAAGAGGUCUAGUCGUAUUGCGGACAAACAAGAGAAGGAACGACGAGACAAAGAAGCUGUUGAGGCAACUCGCAAGCAUGAACUAGAUCUUGCGGCGGCUCGCAAGGAGCAGGAAACUCAACGCAAGUUCGAGAACGAGCGCCAACAUCGUAUAAUGACCCGUGAACGCCGAAUCAAGGACCGCGAGUCAAAACGCAUUCUACAAGAGGAAGAAAUGAAUCGACUACAAGAAGAACGGAUGAAACUCGAGUCCGGUGAAGGCAGGAUUUCAGAAAGGCAACUUAAAGCUGAAAUGGAGAAACGCCAAAGGCAAAUGGAGGAGCUCGCAGAGGAAGAUCAAUGGAUCUUUGACUGCGCUGGCUGCGGCGUUCAUGGAGAGAACAUCGAUGAUGGCUCCCACAGUGUCGCAUGUGAACGCUGCAACGUGUGGCAACACAGCAAAUGUCUGGGCGUCACCCAGGAGGAUGCUGAAAAGGAUGAUUUUCAUUUCAUUUGCACAGACUGCAAGCGUCGUGAAGAAGAAGCCAAACGGCCCAAGAUUCCGCCACUCAAAUUCCGUAUUGGCUCUGCAUCUCCUGCAAGCCAACCUCGUGCAAAGAAGGAAGAGGAGCAAAGCCCUUCAGCUUCCAGAGCUCCAUUAGCUGUUCCGUAUAUGCAACCGACCGCAACUACAGGUAUUCGACAGCCCACACUGCCACCACCUCUUCCGCCGGUCAAUGGUGCUGCUCAUCCGCCAUCGCCAGAACGUCGGCUCCCGCCCGUUACAAGACUCCCAUCAUUCGAUACAUUACCAAUACCCCCGUCUCCAUCCAAGACAUCAAUCGGUCCAGCCUCUUCUCCUUUGAGUCUCCCACCUCAACCCACAUUCAUUCAUCACCAGCCUCAGCCUCAGCAGUCAGUACAGAGGUCAUCGUCAGCACUGCAAGACAUCCUUUCUGGCAAUCCUUUAUCUUCUCACCGCCCCUCUUCUUCUCACUCCAUUCAAAGCCAGGCUCACCGUUCACCUAUUCAAACCCGACCAUCCAUGUCACCGACGCAAGGCAACCGUGAUGUUGGCCCAUUGGCAGGUUUUCCUCCAUCCACUCUAUCAAACGGGUCUGUCCCCUCCACUCCGUAUGGCCAACAUCGGCCGCCUCUUCCACAGGAUCGCGGACUUGCACCUAUUUCUUCAAGCUUUGAUCGACGCACGUCUUUCUCCGACUCAUUCACUCAUGCAUCUCCACCACCUCCUGGCUCUCAAAACCUAGCGCUAUCCGGUCUGAGCCCGACCAAAAACUCACCACGUCCCGUGACAGCUGGCAGCAUCGGUGGCGCCACCAUCUUACCGCCAAUCCACCGACUAGAGCCGAGUCCCAAACUGAUGGGACGGAGCUCCGCGGACGCACCGAUUCCGCCGCCAGUCAAGAUGAUGACUCCCGAGCAAGAGGAACGCCGGCAGAGGGAAAACCAGAUUGCUGCUGCAGCUGCAGCUAAUUCUAUUCCACCCCUGUCAUCUUGGAAUAUACAACCUGAGCAACCUCCACAAAUACACCGGAACCAUUAGUUGUAGCAAUAUCUGAGAAUUGCAGAUAUGUAAAGGACAGCCAUGCCGCCGUCCGUGAAUAAAUAUGCAGGAGUUCGUUACGGGGAAUUAGUUACUUUUUGCAAAAGUAUUCUGGUUAGGCGGUCUGCAUAAUACGUGUACGAUGGUUUCUUUUUUUCUCUUUUCCUUGUGUUUCUUGUUUUGUUAUUCUCAUAAG